AAAAUUGGCAUAAAAUUUGAAAGACUUGUCAUGAGCGCGCUUCAUCUCGUUUCGUUCCCUCCAUUUUCAUUUUCAUUUGACGUUUCCCUCUCUUUCUCUCUUCCAAUCACAAUCACUCUCAUAACUAAGCCUCCUCUCCUCUCUUCUCAAUUCAUUUCCCCCUCUCUCGCAAGUCGCAACCAUGUCUUCUGAAACCCUAGAAAACGAGAAGCCUCACGCCGAAGAAGAACCCCAGGCUCAAGACAACCACACCGAGCAAGACAACAAAGCCGAAGAAGAAAUGGAUCAGACAGAAGAAGAGAAGAAUGAAGAGGAAGAGGAAGAGGAAGAGGAAGAAGAAGAGACCGAGGACCGUGUCAAAGUGAAGUCAAACAAGUCAACGAAAGAAAGCGGUUUCACCACGCCAGUCAGUGAGAGACCAACUAGGGAGAGGAAAACGGUGGAGAGGUACACUGUUUCUUCGCCCGAUAAGUUUCCUGGAUAUUCUACUUUCAAAGCUCUCUCAAUUGAAAAGGGAAGCGGUACGCAGCUCAAGGACAUUCCAAAUGUGGCUUUCAAGUUAUCAAAGAGAAAAACUGAUGACAACCUGCGUACACUUCAUAGUAUAUUAUUUGGGAGGAAAGGAAAGGCACACAAUCUAAAGAAAAAUAUAGGACUGUUUUCUGGCUAUGUGUGGACUGAAAAUGAGGAAAAACAAAGGGCGAAGAUAAGGGAGAAACUUGACAAAUGUGUGAAAGAAAAGUUGGUGGACUUUUGCACUUUGCUUAAUAUUCCAAUAAAUAAGGCCAGUAUGAAGAAGGAGGAACUGUCUGCAAAGUUGUUGGAAUUUUUGGAGUCCCCACAUGCUACAACUGAUGUUCUGCUUGCUAAUAAGGAAAAGAAAGGUAAAAAGCGAGCCAUAAAGGAAAAACCACGCAAAUCUUCUGGGGAAGGAUCAGAAACAACUGCCAAGAAGCAGAAGCAAACUUCACAAGUUGGGAAAAAGCGAAAGCAGUCUUCUGAUGUUUCAGAUGAUGAUAUAUCUGAACCUUCAGAUGCAGAAGUUGAUUCUCAGGAAGAUGAUGUUUCAGUGCCAAAAAGUGAAAGUGAUCAUGAGGAAAGCAAGUCAGAGAACGAGGAAGAUAAUCAAAAGGCUCAAAAACGUACUUCAAAAAAGACUUUGAAAGAUGAUCAAACCACGUCAGUAAAGGAAGCCAAGAGCAAUGAAAAAACUGCUAAAAAAUCUACUUCAAAAAAGGUUGUUACUGACAAUACUAUUAAGCCCAAGCAAUCUGCUUCCAAGAAACAGAAAACUUCAAGGGAAGACCAGAACUCUAAAGGGAAGGUUGCAAACAAAAAGCAAACUGACAAGUCUCCUAAGGCUUUAGUUAAGGAUCAAGGCAAAGGUAAAAGUAGUGAGAAAGCAAAAGCAGAACCUAGUAGGAAGGAGAUGCAUCAAGUGGUUGUUGAUAUUUUGAAGGAAGUAGAUUUCAAUAAGGCAACUUUAUCUGACAUCCUCAGACAACUAGGUGCCCACUUUGACUUGGAUUUGAUGCAUAGAAAAGCAGAGGUGAAGGAUAUAAUUACAGAUGUAAUUAAUAGCAUGUCUGAUGAUGAUGGGGAGGAAGCGGAAAAUGUUGGGGAUGAUGAUGCAGAAGAUGAUGUGUGAUUGUAGAAUUUAGUUGGGUAAAUAAUCUUAGGCCCGUGCAGAAAUUAGAUGCAUAUGGUUCACUUCACAGCUAGAUUUUCUCACCAUGAUUCUUGUUACAGCCAUCUCUUUCGAUAAUAUAAUAGGCUUCAAUGGAUAUGUUGUUUGAGUUGUGACCCUUUUCCAUGGUAGGUAUUCUCAACAUGGUUGUAUUUUGUAUUAGAUUUAUUCCGUUUCUCUCUAUUAUUGAGUGACCUUAAUUUUAUUUAUUAUACUGAAUAGGUUCAUUAACCUGGCUCUAAACAAUAUUGCUCAGCAUGUAUUUGUUUUAAUAGCUAGAAAUAGAUUA
Messenger RNA from Cajanus cajan (pigeon pea), 1976 nucleotides. Its product is annotated as DEK domain-containing chromatin-associated protein 1. Gene Ontology annotation, cellular component: nucleus. The record is from RefSeq and is a predicted model, not a curated record. Gene Ontology annotation, biological process: chromatin organization; regulation of double-strand break repair. Lineage: Eukaryota; Viridiplantae; Streptophyta; Magnoliopsida; Fabales; Fabaceae. Gene Ontology annotation, molecular function: histone binding; DNA binding.